GAUUCAUUACCAGAUUCGGUGUUGAAUGAUUCUUCAGCUCAUCAAAUAAAGAAAUCGAAUCGAACUUCUUGUUAUGGAGUGGAAACCGCUCGUAUCGAUUUGGAAGAUAAAAAUACAUACGUCCAACAAUUCAUUCCACAUUUAGAAGACAUGGCUACUCUUGUAGCAACUUUAGAAACGUUAAAUUAUCACUACAGGACUCAAUGCUUUGGAAAAUUCGACCAUCUUAAAAAUGUGAACAAAGUAAUCGAUAACUUGAUGGUACAAAACCGCAUCACACAAAAAAUGAAAGCACUUUGUGCUAAGAUGAGAAAAGAACUGCGUUCUCUUUAUUCUGAAAUUUGGAAAUGGAGCAAUGUAUACAAUUACAGUUCGCGUUCGUAUUUUCAUCUCUAUGGAUUGGUUUGGGACUCGAGUGGCCACAUUGACGAAAAAAAAACGAUAGAGAAAGCUUUAUCGAGUUCGAGACAUUUGAAUGAUGCCGAUUUCGUAUUCGAAAAAAUAACUAAACACUGUUUAGUGAAUUAUAUAAUGGAUUUUCCUCUGGAUUCAUUGAGUGAAAAAUUCAUCAGAACAGUGGAAGAAGAAAGAUUUUACAAACAUGAACUAACAUAUUACUGGAUAAAAUGUAAAACCAGGAUUACUCUUGAUAGAUUGGACGAAAGCUACUAUCCGUAUAAAUUUGCUUUAACUCAUGUGCUUAAUUCGUUGAAACGGGCUUUCAGCAGUAAAUAUCAAUGGUCUGCGUACGAAUACUUCUGGGAUUUUUUCAAUGAAAACGAUCAAGUGGAAAUGACCAUGAAUUUAAUUCAAAACGAUAAUUACAGAAAAUACCAGAAGAUUGUGUUCUCAAAAUUGAAUAAAAAUCAGCUCAAGUGUUUAUAUUCUGAAGCCCCUGUUACCAUUAUUGUCAACUUUUUAUCUUUGGGAGAACUCGAGCUAGCGAAAGCGACUUGGGAUCGUAUCAAGUUGACCAUUGAAUGUGAGGAAUACGAACUUCUACUUGAACAAAUCUGGAAGAAUUCAAAAUUACAUGUAAAAAACCGUUUGCAAUUUUCAGUUUAUUCAUGGAACACAGCACCCUCGAAUUUAAUCGAGUACCUGAUAAAUGUGAAAAAUUGUCAAAUUGCGGACACGCUUUUGCAAGGAAAACCAAUGCUUGAAAGUUCCAGUAGGUGUAAAUUUCUGAAAGCUGUUUUGUCUCAAACAACGCUCAAAUUCAAAAAGAAAUUUUUCCUGCAAGCUGGAAGAUGUUUAGCUUUGAAUCAUCCGGAUGUGUUCAUUUCACUGAUUAAUCAUUGUUUGAACGAAAGUGACAGUGUGGCAAUCAGAGAAAAUUUACUGAUCGAAGCAAUGGAGGAGAAUCCACCAGCUGGAAUUAUGCACCGUUUUCGAGAUUUAUUUAUGUACUCGAGUCGUGAAGAAUUUGACAAAUUCCUCGAGUUAUUCACUUCGAAACCAACUUUACAGACACAAUUCAAGCAGUGUUUGUUAGCAUCUGAAUUACUAAUCACCAGAGUACUGUGGAAAACUGAUUAUUGGGAAAAAUUGUGCCAAUUUAUAGACGAGUUGUAUCCGAACCGAGAAGUAGCUCGAUAUCAAAAGAGGAAUGUUGUUCAUUCUUUUUUACGGACUCACUGCACUUACCACGAUUGUUACCGACCAAAUGGCGAUGAAAAAUUUACCGAAAUUGAUAACCUCUUAAAUCAAGUUCUUACACCUCAAGAAGUAAUCACUGCCAAAGAAAAUAUAGCCAAUAGUUUUCUAGAAGCAUAUUGUCGACUUGGUUAUUUUAGAUCUUUGAAAAGAAUGAAUGUGCAGAGAUUCGCUACGUGGUGUUAUUGCGGCGAUGACAAGAACAUUGAGCGUUUCAGACGUUCGCUUCCAAUUGAUGAAUUAUUUCGUGAUCUUUUGAGUGAAAUAGUUGAACGACACGUUAAUGGCAGAGAUGACGAGUUAUCAUUUUCUUCAUUAGACGAGCUCUUAUGUUGGAAAUUUUCAUCGAAAACAAGUGAAAUAAAAAAAUUCAAGUCCCAUGAAUUAAACAAAAUCAUGAAAAGUGAGGCAGAAGAACGCUUUUUGUGGAAAACGAGCAUAUAUCCGCGUGUCCUGAAUGAAGUUAUUGAAUGGGGUUUCCAUGGCGAUAAGCACCAGAUUCAAGAAUUUGAGCACCAUUACUCAAAAACAGAUAUGAUGAAAAUUAUUCACUGGUUGGGUUUUGAAGAAGAGUCCGACGGCUGCGGAGAGUACUACUGUCAUACCAGUGAUGAAUCAGAUGGUGGAAGACGCCAUUUUCCUAAACUUACCGAUGAUGAGUUAGACUCUGACUAUACGGAUAGCGAUAGUGAGGUUGAUAAGUUUGACUCUGACUAUGAAAACUAUCAUACAUAGCAUGAACGAAGAGUCUGACUACCUAUAGUGCUACUGAUUCUCAUUAAUUUAUAAAAUUUAUACCAUACCUACAUUUACUAUCUACCUUUAAGAUACAAUUUGAUAAUAUUUAAUAGGUAGGUACGUGUGGAUUGAAAGGUUCACAUUUCGUCCAGUUGUUUAUCGUUGACUGGCACAUUAUGUACUUAUACCUAUUUAAACAAAGUUUUUGUUUUUAUUCAUUUUAAGUUUUGUAAUCUACCUAAUACAUAUGAACUCUUA
Molecule: messenger RNA, 2652 nt
Organism: Planococcus citri (citrus mealybug)
Lineage: Eukaryota; Metazoa; Arthropoda; Insecta; Hemiptera; Pseudococcidae
Exons: 2
Coding region: 151-2391 (746 amino acids)
Source: RefSeq, a predicted model, not a curated record